Molecule: messenger RNA, 3319 nt
Organism: Lotus japonicus
Lineage: Eukaryota; Viridiplantae; Streptophyta; Magnoliopsida; Fabales; Fabaceae
Exons: 5
Coding region: 807-3242 (811 amino acids)
Biological process (GO): regulation of DNA-templated transcription
Source: RefSeq, a predicted model, not a curated record
GUCUCAUUAUGCAGUUUUCACAUAUCUUAAUUAGGGGAAUUGGGUUUGGGGCCUCCCCUAUGGGGCUGCGCGCCCCACCCUUUUUUUUUAAACCCAAAAGUGCCCUACGGAAAGGUACUUUCCGUAUUCAAUUUAACUGAAUACGGAAAGGUACUUUCCGUAUUAUAUUUUGAUGACUACGGAAAGGUAUUUUCCGUAUUUAACUCUGACAGGAUUCCCUCUUUUCCACCAUUACUCCUCCCUCCACCAACCCCUUCACCAUUACUCCUCAGUCACCAACCCCUCACCAGCCCCCCUGAACCUCCUCAAUGCCUCCAGACCACCCUCUCUCUCACCCUCUCCUACCUCACUUUCAUUCCCAAGCUCUCCACCACCAUCCACUCCUUCAUUUCCCAAGCUCUCCACCACUAUCAACAAGUGUUGUAGUAGAGGGAUGACAGAUUCAUUUUUCUUUCGUGAGUCACAAUUGAUUGAAGCUGGAUUUCACAAUGGUCAACCUGAAGAGGCCACUACAGAGGUGCCACCACCAGCAUUUGUGCCCCCGUGUAUAAGUAUAGAUGUCUCGCAUUUAUUUGCAACUGAUCAGGUAUUCUUUGAACAUAUUUUUGCAUUGUUUUGAGAGUGUAAUAUAUCAAUUCUUAUUAUGUCUUGAUCACCCGUGUAAUCAAUUCUUAUUAUUAUAACAAAUUUUCCCUACCCGUGAUGAUCUUAUCAAUUGGGUUCAUGGAAUUGCGAUUGAAAAUGGAUAUGUUACGUUGAUCACAAAGUCAGAUUAUGGUGGGAAUGGAAGCAGAAAAGCUUAUGUCAUGUUGGGGUGCGAGAAGCAUGGUAAAUAUGUUCCUUAUAGAGACCCUGACCUUGUUGAAGGGACGAGAUCACAAAAGACAGGUUGUCCUUUUAGACUAAAAGGACGACCUAGGAAAAAUGGCAUAGAUAGAGAUUGGCGGCUAAAGGUGAUGGAAGGUAUACACAACCAUGAACCAGCUAGGUCACUACUUGGGCACAAUUUUGUUGGUCGUCUAAAACCCGGAGAGAAGGAGCAAGUGGGAAAAAUGACAAGGAGUUGGGUUCCACCGAGAAAGAUGUUGUUGACUUUGAAGGAAAACAAUCCUUCAAACUUGACUACCAUAUCUCAGAUUUAUGGUGUUUGCAAGAGGUUAAGAAAAUCCCUCCGCGGGGGAUUGACAGAAAUGCAACACUUGUUGAAGAAGUUGGACGGUGACAAGUAUGUCCACUUUGAAAGACAUGAGCCUGGAUCGGAAGUCAUUAGAGAUGUAUUUUGGGCUCAUCCAAAUGCUAUCAAACUGUUCAACACAUUCCCGUAUGUAGUGAUUAUGGAUUGCACAUACAAGACAAACAAAUAUGCAAUUCCCUUGCUUGAGAUUGUUGGACUGACUUCCACAGAUAAGACAUACUCCAUAGCCUUUUGCUACAUUGUUAAUGAGGGCACAGAUGACUACGUUUGGGCACUGGAGUGUAUGAAGUCUCUAUUAGCUGAUCAAGUCAUGUUGUCUAAGGUGAUUGUUACUGACAGGGAUCUUGCCUUAUUGAGUGCUGCUAAGCAAAGCCUUCCUAACACUACACAUUUAUUAUGCUUGUGGCACAUCAACAAGUGUGUUUUGGCAAAGUGCAAACUCUAUGUUGGCACAGAUGAUUUUGCUGAAUUGGUUAUGAUGAAGUGGGCAGAGGUGGUGGAUGCUGCAACAGUUGAAGAAUUUGAAGUGAAAUGGAUGCAAUUGUUUAAUAUGUGCAAGGCAAAAUACAGCAACUUUACCUCCUAUUGUUCUACUACAUGGUUGGUCCACAAGGAGAAAUUCGCCAAGGCAUGGACAAAUCAUGUGAUGCACUUUGGAACAACAACAAGUAACAGGGCUGAGGGUGCACAUGCCAGUUUGAAGAAGAUGUUACGGGAUUGCAAGGGUGACCUGGCCACUUCAUGGGAUGCGUCGCAUAGUUUGACAUGUAAUCGACAUACUGAAAUAUUAGCAUCGUUUGAGCGCAGUAUUCACAGAAUUGAUCACAUUUUCAUGUUCCCAUUUUACACAAAUAUUAGAGGAUUUGUGUCAAACAAAUGCCUGCAGCUCAUCGACGCUGAACAUAUAAGAAUGAAGUCCUACGGCGGAUGCGAUUGCUUGUUGAGAGAGACUCAUGGACUACCUUGCGGUUGUGAACUUGCAGGUUAUGAAAGAAUUCCAUAUGAGUCAAUUCAUCCAUUCUGGAAGAGACUGAGUUGGGAGCAUGUACCUGAACCUGUUGCAGAUACUACCAGCAACCAUAUUUGCGGCAUGAACCAUGGAGAUAUGCAACCAGAAGUUGAGGCAUUGACACAUUAUUUCAGUUCUUUGGAUACUGGAGGGCAGAGUAUGGUAAGGAGGAAGCUUCAAGCGAUCUAUUGUCCUGAAAGCUGUUCACUUUGUACUCCUGCGGUUAAGAUAUGGUCCAAGCGCACUCUUAAGGCGAAUGAGAAAAUACCACCCAAGAAUAAAGCAAUAGGAUCCUUGACUCGUGAUCUUUCAGGUUUUGAACAUGUUGAUAGGGAGAUCAGAGAGGCAAAGAAGGUUUCACAACCACCAAAGAAGAAGAAGCGUGUGAAGAAGUCUGAUACAAGCUAUUUCAUGGGUCAUUUUCCAUCCUUUUUCCACCCAUAUAUACAAACAGUUCAGAAUGUUGAGGAUGAUGGUAACUGUGGCUAUAGAGCCGUUGCUGCAUUACUCGGACUACCAUCAGGUGAGGAAAGUUGGUCAUGGGUUAGGGCAGCGUUGAUAGAAGAACUUGAACGACACAGAGGGUUGUAUGAUGAAAUGUGGUCCAGACAUGUGGUUAAUGCCUUACAUUCCCGACUCACUCUUCCUCCUGGUGAUCCGGCUACCGAGGAUAAAUGGAUGCAACUGCCAGAGAUGGGAUACCUUGUAGCAACCAGGUUCCAAGUGGUUUUCAUAUCCAUCUCCUCUACGGGUUGUUGGUCAUACCUUCCACUAAGAGGAGAAGGUCCACCGGAUGUACAUCAUGUUAUAGCUGUUGGUCAUGUGAUAAAUCACUUUGUACAGCUCCAUCUAACUCCUGGACAUUCUAUGCCGCCAAUUGCUCUCCAGUGGGAACGGUAUGUUGAUCCUACAUCAGUAAGCUGGUGCGCCCCAUAUGGUACACGUUUAGGCAGAUUCACAUCAGAAUUCGAAGCUUGGCUUGUUACUUUUGGUGUUCCUCUUAGUCACCAAAGCUAUGUAGACAUCACCUUAGAUUGACACCACACUUUUGUGUGAUAUUCAUUUGUAAACGCUCUGUAAUAUUAAUCUGAUGGGCCUUGCCCUUAUGAUGUUCA